AUGGCGGAGCACAUGCAGCUUGCAACUGAAGAAGGCCAGGAGAUGCUGUUGGAGGAAAUCCCAGAAAGUCCCAGCGCCAAACCAAGGCACUGGUACCUUGCUGGUGCCGGCCUUGCCCUGCUUGUGGUGCUUGGAGUGGCUGCCAAGGUUGUGUACCGCUCACCUGAGACCUUGCUGCAGUCCAAGAACUUCGACAUCAACACUGUCCAGGAAUGGGAGCAGAUCCCUGGAAUCGACCAGGUGGUGGAGCACGCCAAGACCUUGGAAUUGAAGCAGCCGUUGCGAAAUCUCAACGACCUCUUCUACCAAUCUCAGCCGGAGGAGCUUCCUUGGAUCCGCACCGAGUGCGUCAUUGAUGUGGUUCAGGGAGCUGCUUACUUGGGCCAGGCUGUGGUCUUCCUUUACAAGGCCAUCAAAUAUGAUGGAAUUCGAUGCCCAGACAAUUCUCCAGCAGGUUGUGCUGCGAGUAUUGCGGGUUUCAUCACCUCAGUGACUUGGAUUGCCUCCUACCUGUCCUUCGCAGCAAAUGCAUGCGGUGCAGCGGUGAACUCUGGUGCCCUUUGUGCUGGCGACUGGACUGCUUUGAUGGCCAACUUCGGUGAAAUGGCCACUGUAGGAGCGGCUGUGAAGGAGGACUGCGACUUCAAUAAGGACUGGCUUGCUCUCCUCAAGAUCACUGGCACUGAUGAUGCAGGACCAGGAUGGAAGACUUUCGUCCCCGCUGGUGCUAUGCCCACAGUUGAGACUGUCCAGAAGGUCGAUGCGCUUCGAACUGCGGACCGAAACCGUGCCUUUGACCUCACCCAGUGCGUCGUCGCAGAUGUGACCAACGCGGCCGCUUACAUCGUGCGAGCCAUUCUCCAGAUCCGCUCGGCCGCAUCGGCCUGCCCAGAGCCAAAGUCGCUGGCUGUGUCUGACUGCUGGGACAAGGGAAGUCAGAAGGCCUUGUGCGCGGCCGACAUCUCUGACAUGGUUGCAGCAGUGACGAACGGUCCUGCGGCAGGCAUCGCAACCACCUCCGAUUGUGCAGACAUGCCAGACCCGCUUGAAGAGGAGAAGCACUUGCCAAUGGAGAUGCUGUUGGAGGAAAUCCCAGAAAGUCCCAGCGCCAAACCAAGGCACUGGUACCUUGCUGGUGCCGGCCUUGCCCUGCUUGUGGUGCUUGGAGUGGCUGCCAAGGUUGUGUACCGCUCACCUGAGACCUUGCUGCAGUCCAAGAACUUCGACAUCAACACUGUCCAGGAAUGGGAGCAGAUCCCUGGAAUCGACCAGGUGGUGGAGCACGCCAAGACCUUGGAAUUGAAGCAGCCGUUGCGAAAUCUCAACGACCUCUUCUACGAAUCUCAGCCGGAGGAGCUUCCUUGGAUCCGCACCGAGUGCGUCAUUGAUGUGGUUCAGGGAGCUGCUUACUUGGGCCAGGCUGUGGUCUUCCUUUACAAGGCCAUCAAAUAUGAUGGAAUUCGAUGCCCAGACAAUUCUCCAGCAGGUUGUGCUGCGAGCAUUGCGGGUUUCAUCACCUCAGUGACUUGGAUUGCCUCCUACCUGUCCUUCGCAGCAAAUGCAUGCGGUGCAGCGGUGAACUCUGGCGCCCUUUGUGCUGGCGACUGGACUGCUUUGAUGGCCAACUUCGGUGAAAUGGCCACUGUAGGAGCGGCUGUGAAGGAGGACUGCGACUUCAAUAAGGACUGGCUUGCUCUCCUCAAGAUCACUGGCACUGAUGAUGCAGGACCAGGAUGGAAGACUUUCGUCCCCGCUGGUGCUAUGCCCACAGUUGAGACUGUCCAGAAGGUCGAUGCCCUUCGAACUGCGGACCGAAACCGUGCCUUUGACCUCACCCAGUGCGUCGUCGCAGAUGUGACCAACGCGGCCGCUUACAUCGUGCGAGCCAUUCUCCAGAUCCGCUCGGCCGCAUCGGCCUGCCCAGAGCCAAAGGCCUGUGCCAUUAACAUCAUGAAUAUCAUCUCCUCGUUUGCAUGGAUCUCCCAGUUCACGUCGCUGGCUGUGUCUGACUGCUGGGACAAGGGAAGUCAGAAGGCCUUGUGCGCGGCCGACAUCUCUGACAUGGUUGCAGCAGUGACGAACGGUCCUGCGGCAGGCAUCGCAACCACCUCCGAUUGUGCAGACAUGCCAGACCCGCUUGAAGAGGAGAAGCACUUGCCAAUGGAGAUGCUGUUGGAGGAAAUCCCAGAAAGUCCCAGCGCCAAACCAAGGCACUGGUACCUUGCUGGUGCCGGCCUUGCCCUGCUUGUGGUGCUUGGAGUGGCUGCCAAGGUUGUGUACCGCUCACCUGAGACCUUGCUGCAGUCCAAGAACUUCGACAUCAACACUGUCCAGGAAUGGGAGCAGAUCCCUGGAAUCGACCAGGUGGUGGAGCACGCCAAGACCUUGGAAUUGAAGCAGCCGUUGCGAAAUCUCAACGACCUCUUCUACGAAUCUCAGCCGGAGGAGCUUCCUUGGAUCCGCACCGAGUGCGUCAUUGAUGUGGUUCAGGGAGCUGCUUACUUGGGCCAGGCUGUGGUCUUCCUUUACAAGGCCAUCAAAUAUGAUGGAAUUCGAUGCCCAGACAAUUCUCCAGCAGGUUGUGCUGCGAGUAUUGCGGGUUUCAUCACCUCAGUGACUUGGAUUGCCUCCUACCUGUCCUUCGCAGCAAAUGCAUGCGGUGCAGCGGUGAACUCUGGCGCCCUUUGUGCUGGCGACUGGACUGCUUUGAUGGCCAACUUCGGUGAAAUGGCCACUGUAGGAGCGGCUGUGAAGGAGGACUGCGACUUCAAUAAGGACUGGCUUGCUCUCCUCAAGAUCACUGGCACUGAUGAUGCAGGACCAGGAUGGAAGACUUUCGUCCCCGCUGGUGCUAUGCCUACAGUUGAGACUGUCCAGAAGGUCGAUGCCCUUCGAACUGCCGACCGAAACCGUGCUUUUGACCUGACCCAGUGCGUUGUCGCAGAUGUGACUAACGCGGCCGCUUACAUCGUGCGAGCCAUUCUCCAGAUCCGCUCGGCCGCAUCGGCCUGCCCAGAGCCAAAGGCCUGUGCCAUUAACAUCAUGAAUAUCAUCUCCUCGUUUGCCUGGAUCUCCCAGUUCACGUCACUGGCUGUGUCUGAUUGCUGGGACAAGGGAAGCCAGAAGGCCUUGUGCGCGGCCGACAUCUCUGAUAUGGUUGCAGCUGUGACGAACGGUCCUGCUGCAGGCAUCGCAACCACCUCUGAUUGUGCAGACAUGCCCGAUCCGCUUGAAGAGGAGAAGCACUUGCCCAUGGAGAUGCUGUUGGAGGAAAUCCCAGAAAGUCCCAGCGCCAAACCAAGGCACUGGUACCUUGCUGGUGCCGGCCUUGCCCUGCUUGUGGUGCUUGGAGUGGCUGCCAAGGUUGUGUACCGCUCACCUGAGACCUUGCUGCAGUCCAAGAACUUCGACAUCAACACUGUCCAGGAAUGGGAGCAGAUCCCUGGAAUCGACCAGGUGGUGGAGCACGCCAAGACCUUGGAAUUGAAGCAGCCGUUGCGAAAUCUCAACGACCUCUUCUACGAAUCUCAGCCGGAGGAGCUUCCUUGGAUCCGCACCGAGUGCGUCAUUGAUGUGGUUCAGGGAGCUGCUUACUUGGGCCAGGCUGUGGUCUUCCUUUACAAGGCCAUCAAAUAUGAUGGAAUUCGAUGCCCAGACAAUUCUCCAGCAGGUUGUGCUGCGAGUAUUGCGGGUUUCAUCACCUCAGUGACUUGGAUUGCCUCCUACCUGUCCUUCGCAGCAAAUGCAUGCGGUGCAGCGGUGAACUCUGGUGCCCUUUGUGCUGGCGACUGGACUGCUUUGAUGGCCAACUUCGGUGAAAUGGCGACUGUAGGAGCGGCUGUGAAGGAGGACUGCGACUUCAAUAAGGACUGGCUUGCUCUCCUCAAGAUCACUGGCACUGAUGAUGCAGGACCAGGAUGGAAGACUUUCGUCCCCGCUGGUGCUAUGCCCACAGUUGAGACUGUCCAGAAGGUCGAUGCCCUUCGAACUGCCGACCGAAACCGUGCUUUUGACCUGACCCAGUGCGUUGUCGCAGAUGUGACUAACGCGGCCGCUUACAUCGUGCGAGCCAUUCUCCAGAUCCGCUCGGCCGCAUCGGCCUGCCCAGAACCAAAGGCCUGUGCCAUUAACAUCAUGAAUAUCAUCUCCUCGUUUGCCUGGAUCUCCCAGUUCACGUCACUGGCUGUGUCUGAUUGCUGGGACAAGGGAAGCCAGAAGGCCUUGUGCGCGGCCGACAUCUCUGAUAUGGUUGCAGCUGUGACGAACGGUCCUGCUGCAGGCAUCGCAACCACCUCUGAUUGUGCAGACAUGCCCGAUCCGCUUGAAGAGGAGAAGCACUUGCCCAUGGACUAA
Cladocopium goreaui is the source of this 4353-nucleotide messenger RNA. The record is from the annotation of a GenBank genome assembly. Lineage: Eukaryota; Dinophyceae; Suessiales; Symbiodiniaceae.